This is a messenger RNA of Sebastes umbrosus (honeycomb rockfish), 1137 nucleotides long. Its product is annotated as troponin T, slow skeletal muscle-like. NCBI's taxonomy places the organism in Eukaryota, Metazoa, Chordata, Actinopteri, Perciformes, Sebastidae. Gene Ontology annotation, biological process: slow-twitch skeletal muscle fiber contraction; regulation of muscle contraction; sarcomere organization. Gene Ontology annotation, molecular function: tropomyosin binding; troponin T binding. Gene Ontology annotation, cellular component: troponin complex. The record is from RefSeq and is a predicted model, not a curated record. The transcript has 13 exons. Bases 260 to 1012 code for a protein of 250 amino acids.
GUCAGCAACAAACCCUUUGCUCAUUAUCCUGCCCGUCAGACUUUAGAAAAACAGCCGCCAAUAAUCCACAUACAGUCCCCUGUCCUUCUUUUCUAAAUCUUGCCUCACACACACUCAAACACACACAUAUUGUAUUCCAAGUCCCCUCUCCGUCACCCCAGAGGACCCCUUAUAUAAAGCUCUGUUUCCCCUCUAGUUGUUACUCCCCUUGUUUUCAUCACCAGUGAAACAUCCUUCUCUUUUGCUGUUCAGUGUCGCCAUGUCUGAUUUAGAAGAUCAUGGAGGCCAUCAGGAGGAAGAUGAUGAGGAGCAGGGGGAGGGAGAAGAACGUCCCAAAUACAAGCCGGUCACACAGCUCGCUGCCCCUAAGAUCCCUGAGGGGGAGAGGGUUGACUUUGAUGUAUGUUCCUUCAAGGAUAUCCAUAGGAAGAGGAUGGAGAAAGACCUUCUGGAGCUGCAGACUCUGAUUGAUGUCCACUUUGAGCAGAGGAAGAAAGAGGAAGAAGAGCUGAUUGGACUCAAGGACAGGAUUGAGAGCCGCCGGGCAGAAAGAGCUGAGCAGCAGCGUGUGAGGGCUGAAAAAGAGCGGGACAGACAGACACGGAUUGCGGAGGAGAGACAGAGGAAAGAGGACGAGGAGGCGAAGAAGAGGGCCGAGGAUGAGGCCAAAAAGAAGAAAGUGCUCUCCAACAUGGGGGCUCACUUCGGAGGGUUCCUGGCCAAGGCAGAGCAGAGGCGAGGCAAGAGGCAAACUGCGAGGGAAAUCAAGAAGAAGACUCUGGCAGAGAGACGCAAGCCACUGGCUAUUGAGACCCUGAGAGAGGACGGCCUGAGAGAGAGAGCCAAGGAGAUGUGGGAAUGUAUCUACCAGCUGGAGUCAGAGAAAUUCGACCUGACUGAGAAGACGAAGAGGCAGAAGUACGAGAUCAACGUCCUCCUGAACAGAAUCCAACAUGCUCAGAAAUUUAAAAAGGUCCACGGUAAGGGGAAGGUCGGAGGACGUUGGAAGUGAACUCACACAUGAGGAAACAAGAAGUUUCAGGACAAGAUUACAGCAAUUUUGAAGAGAUUUUUGUGUGCCAUUUAUUGAAAUACAUCCAAUUGCAUCUGUAAUUAUUAAAAUGUACUUAUACAUAA